AGAGAGAGAGAGAGAGAGAGAGAGGUGUUGAUGUUGAUGUUGAUGUGGUGGUGCACAAGCAGCAUGGCCAACAUCGCGGUCCAGCGAAUCAAACGGGAGUUUAAAGAGGUUCUGAAGAGCGAAGAGACGAGUAAAAACCAGAUCAAGGUGGAUUUAGUGGACGAGAAUUUCACAGAAUUGAAGGGGGAGAUUGCAGGACCACCAGACACACCGUAUGAAGGUGGAAGAUAUCAGCUAGAAAUUAAAAUUCCAGAGACGUAUCCUUUUAAUCCACCAAAGGUUCGGUUUAUCACAAAGAUCUGGCAUCCCAACAUCAGCUCGGUCACUGGUGCCAUUUGUUUGGACAUCCUGAAGGACCAGUGGGCAGCGGCGAUGACCCUCAGAACAGUGUUAUUGUCACUACAGGCUCUUCUGGCGGCUGCAGAACCAGAUGAUCCACAAGACGCAGUAGUUGCCAAUCAGUAUAAACAGAACCCAGAGAUGUUCAAACAGACGGCUCGACUCUGGUCUCACGUUUACGCAGGAGCUCCGGUCUCAAGUCCGGAUUACACACGCAAAAUAGACAAACUCUGCGCUAUGGGCUUUGAUAAAAAUGCAGUAAUAGUGGCAUUGUCGUCGAAAUCCUGGGAUGUGGAAACGGCAACAGAACUGCUGCUUAGCAACUGAGUCCAACCUGAGGGGCCAAAACACCAUAUCUGACAUCCACCCCACCUGUACUCUGACACACCCACUCUUCAUCCUCUUCUCCUCUUCCUCGGUCCACCUUCAUCAGAACACACAACUCGUCUCUGUCUCUCUCCAUCUUUUGCAAUUCCUUAAAGGAAUAGUUCACCUAGAAAUGCAAUUCUGCCAUCAUGUUGUUCCAAACCUGUAUGAAAUGAGGGUGAGUAAAUGCUGACAGAGUUCAUUCGUGUGAACUAUUCCUUCACCGUCAGAUUUCUCUUUCUACCUUGUCCAUCUUUUUUUAUGUGCCUUUUUUGUCUGAUAAUUUCCCCAUCUUCAUGAUCAUCACCUUCAGAACGGUCCAGCAAUCUGACACUAGGCAGACUGUAGCCCCCCCUCACACACACACUUACCCAAUCAACACUGCAAUCUCUCUCCCUCCCAGCUAAGCCGCCUCCCUUUUAUCCGGUUCUGUUUUUAAAACUACAGACAGACGUGAAAUGCGACACACUAGAAGAUGUUCUGUCAAACAAUCAAGACUGGAAUAAAACACCCACAUCCUGUGAAAUAUACGAGAGAAAAUAAUCUGUAAAUAAAGCUAUUAAAGUCUGUAUAAAUUAAAGCAAUGUGGCAAUGCCUUUAUUUAUUAUUGCAUUGUGGAAUAGUGAAAUAAACACCAGUUUCAUGGCUGAUCAUGUGAUGUUUUGAUGAUCUGUA
Messenger RNA from Xyrauchen texanus (razorback sucker), 1380 nucleotides. RefSeq names its product ubiquitin-conjugating enzyme E2 K-like. The record is from RefSeq and is a predicted model, not a curated record. The transcript is spliced from 7 exons. The coding region runs from base 31 to 666 and encodes 211 amino acids. Gene Ontology annotation, molecular function: protein binding; ubiquitin conjugating enzyme activity. Lineage: Eukaryota; Metazoa; Chordata; Actinopteri; Cypriniformes; Catostomidae. Gene Ontology annotation, cellular component: nucleus. Gene Ontology annotation, biological process: proteasome-mediated ubiquitin-dependent protein catabolic process; protein polyubiquitination.